Molecule: messenger RNA, 2004 nt
Organism: Stegostoma tigrinum
Lineage: Eukaryota; Metazoa; Chordata; Chondrichthyes; Orectolobiformes; Stegostomatidae
Exons: 12
Coding region: 98-1447 (449 amino acids)
Molecular function (GO): GTP binding; GTPase activity
Source: RefSeq, a predicted model, not a curated record
UGUGUACGGACUGUGUCUGCACGACGGUUGGUGAGCGCUGAGCAAGAUUAGUUCCGUUCAGUUUGGGGGAAUCUGCCACACUUCCGUCACAAAAAUCAUGUCGGGACUCCUGAGACACCGGCCCAGUUCAAAAUCCUCAGAGAGUUUGUGCCUCUCUGUUAACGAGAAUGUUCUCAGGCAAUGUCGCUUGCUCUACACGGACGCAAGUCAGGGGCUGGUGGGAAUCGCCAAGCAGCUGGGGCUCAGACUCUUGGCUCCACGGAAUAAAAUUACAGUCAUGCUGAUGGGCAACCAUUCAGCUGGGAAAAGUUCCUUCAUCAAUUGGUACAUUGAGGAACAUAUACAGAAAACAGGAGUUGCAACCGAGACGCAAGGAUUUACAUUUGUCACCAGUGGAAAGAAAAGGGAGUCACUCCUGGGCCAUGCUACAUUACAUCUCUAUCCACAAUUCCAAGCUCUGGAACAGAUUGAAGGAGUAACAGACUAUCUGACGACUGAGAUCAGCACCUCAAAGCAGAAAAUGUUUUUCCUGGUGACCUUCAUAGAUACCCCAGGCCUUGUGGAUGGAGACAUGUCCUAUGAAUUCGAUGUGGAUAAGGCAUUGGUCUGGCUGGGUGAGCAGGCGGAUCUGAUCCUUGUCUUCUUUGACCCUAUGGGACAAGCCUUGUGUAAACGCACGCUGAACGUUGUAGAAAAGAUAAACGAGAAACAUGGCGAGAAACUGAGAUUCUACCUCAGCAAAGCUGAUGAGGCCGGACGUGAGAGUGACAGACAGAGAGUAAUGAUGCAAAUAGUGCAAGAAAUAUGUAAAAGACCUGGACUCAAUAAGUGUGGCUUUGAUAUGCUGAACAUUUACAUUCCAGAUCCAAACAAGCCGGCUCGUUGUGUGAAUCAAAUCCAAGAGGUCUGUACAACAAUUGAGAAAACCAUUAACCGAACAGUCCAGAAUACUCUGAACCAACUGGAGAAAGAUUGUGAAUUGAUCAUUAACACAGCCGAGUGGAAACUGCAGGACAGCAGUGAGCAGGCCUCGAGGAACAGGAGAGCGUGGAUCAUGUUGAUGCUUUUCAGCGCCCUAGUAUACCUGCCUCCAUUAUCACUGCUGACAAGUUUCAUCAUUUCAAAAACAUCAAGAGAAAGCCUCACGGAUAUCAUUGGCACCGAGAUGGCGAAUAUUUUAUUCAUCUGGGCGUGGUGUGUUUCUACGAUCUGGAAUUGGUUAACUGCAGAAAGUUACCUCCUGGCUGUGAUCAUGUUGGCCGGAUUCAUGCUUGUCUCAAAGAUCCUUGCAAGGUGUUGCAAUUGCUCAAAACCGACCCUAUCAAGGAAGGAGAGAAAGCAACUUCGAGUAAAAUGCGAUUAUGUCCAACGUUUUGUGGUUGGAAAAAGGGAGCAACUUUAUGAGAUGUAUCUGCAACAGUGCAUAUCGGAACAGGAAAUAGAUUAAAACAACUGAUUUUUGCUGCAGAGAUAAUGGGGACUGCAGAUGCUGGAGAAUCUGAAAUAACAAAGUGUGAAGCUGGAUGAACACAGCAGGCUGAGCAGCAUCUCCUAAGAUGCUGCUUGGUCUGAUUUUUGCUGCAGCCUGCAUGAAAAAUCUAACAUGAUGUAAGUUCUAGCUCUGUACUUUAAUGAAAAUAUGUUACAAAUACAAAAAUAAACUUGUCACCAUUCGACAGAAACCAGGUAGUCAGGCCUGUCAUAUGCACUUGACUGUUCAAUUCACUAUUUCGAGCUUUGUCUUCUUAUGUGCAGAAAAAUUAUAAUGAGAAUUUCUGACCCUUCUCUGUCUGUUUUAUCAAGAAUUUCCACAUAUUUCAUUCGUCUGUUUGACUAGGGGUCAUAGUUGGCCACACUCUAACCAUCACAUCUGAAAGCCAACGUCUCCGGGAGCUCAGAAAUUAUCAUUUUUGGACUCAACCACAAAUUUUAGAAAAUGCAUUUGUUUUUCUCACCAUUUUAUAAAUUUAUAGCUCUUGCCAUGUCAUUAAUGAGAACUGCAAU